GGACCAGCUUUAUGCUCGCAAGUGAACUAUAAUAUCUCUCACACAAAGCUACAUGAAAUGAGAACCCCGGAAUUAUCAAACUCUGGGCUACGAUCUCUUCCAAACAUUCUUGCUACCGAUUUCCAACCAACACUCUUCCACUACUACACGGCAAGGAACCUUGGCGCAUAUUUGGAGAUUUCGAAUCAACUUCCGCAGUUAUAUCUCAAUCACGUAUAUGUGGAAGGGCUGGAAAAGAUCGAUUUAUAUGGUGUACGAUUCUUUCAAGAAGCUCAAUUCAAGCAACUGUCGACCUCGUCCAUACACGGUACAGCUUUCGUGUCCUGGUCUGAAAUGUAUUACAACCUCUUCACAAUCUCGACCCGGGAGACUUUGGCCGUAAGAAACUGCCCAGAGAGUAUUCGACGACAGAGAACAGCCCCUGAAGACACCACGAUGAGUAGCCUAGCCGCACAAACAGCUCACGGUAGUGCAUAUUCGCAAGAUAUUGGGAGACAAGUGCACGGAAGAUUAUUCUCAAUAUCUCCCCUAAAAUUGCUGACAUCGGUUCAGAUAGUGAUGAGUGGAGUAGGCUCUUUAGAUGACUUAUACCCAGCAAGGGACAUCGUUCAAGCUGUGUUGCAACCCGUGUUGCAACCUGAGGAAGGGAUUA
This is a messenger RNA of Acaulospora colombiana, 652 nucleotides long. NCBI's taxonomy places the organism in Eukaryota, Fungi, Glomeromycota, Glomeromycetes, Diversisporales, Acaulosporaceae. The record is from the annotation of a GenBank genome assembly.